AUGGCUGUAGUAAACAGCAUAAGGCUCCUAGGAGAGCAAUUCAGUGAAGCUAGAAUAGUGGAGAAAGUUAUAUCCACUUUACCUGAGAGGUAUGAAGCCAAAAUUUCAUCCCUCGAAGAUUCAAGGGACUUGACAACUAUCUCCUUAACUGAGCUAAUCAAUGCAUUGUAUGCACAAGAGCAAAGAAGGGCCAGCAAACAAGAGGAGCACCAGGAAGGGGCUUUUCUAGCCAAAACCAGAGAAGCCUCAAGCAUCAAUGCUCAUAAAGAAGAUAGAUGCUGGUUCAGACCAGAUGCAGUAUGCCAACACUGCAAGAAGAAGGGCCAUGUUGAAAAGGUUUGCAAAAGCAAAGGCAAACCGAGACAGAACAAAUUCCAGCAGCCAAAGGCUGAAGCUCAAGUGGCUGAGGAAAGCAGUGAUCAAGAAGAACAUGUUUUUGUUGUGUCAUGUGCAGCAAACCAAAAGAAGGCUUCAAAGGGUUGGCUUCUAGACAGUGGUUGCACAAACCACAUGUCACCAGAUGCAACUAUCUUCAAGACCUUGGACAGAACCUGCAAAACCAAGGUGAAAAUUGGAAAUGGUCAGUUUAUAAAUGCUGAAGAAAUAGGAGAUGUGCUGAUUUGUACCUCUGCAGGUGGCAAAAUCAUUUCAAAUGUACUUCUGAUGGUAAAUGAAGGGCUGGCUGAAAACUUCAUCAAUUCAGUGAAGAAUGAUGAACUUUGUGAGGUAUGUCAACAAGGGAAACAGGCAAGACUACCAUUUCCAGCAAGCACAGCAUGGAGAGCCUCAGAGAAGCUGCAAAAAUCAGAAGUUGCACCUGUGUUCUUGAAGUUUAAAGCUGCUGUUGAAACUGAAUCUGGCUGCAAGCUUAAAGCACUAAGAUCAGACAAUGGAACUGAGUAUACCUCAGCUCAAUUCCAAGCCUACUGUGAAGAUACAGACAUCAAACAUCAACUGACCAAUGUGUAUACACCUCAACAGAAUGGGGUUCCAGCUGUGAAGAGAGGCAAGUUAGAUAAAAGGGCUCAAGCAGGGAUUCUAAUUGGCUAUAGCACAGUUGAAAAGGGCUAUAGAAUCCUCAAACCAUCCACAAAAGAGAUCCUUGUAAGUAGAGAUGUUGUGUUCAAUGAAAAAGGUUGCUGGAACUGGGAGAAAGAUGAACUAGAGGCAGUAAUUGAAGACCUUGCAUUGGAUCAAGUUCAAAGUGAUCAAAACACAUCUGAAUUGGAUGUAGAUGAUAAACCAGUCAGAGGAACUCGAUCACUGAUUGAUGUUUAUGAAAGAGCACAAAUGGCCAUUACUAAACCAAGUUGUUUUGAAGAAGCAGAAAGUUAUCAAGGCUGGAAAGAAGCAAUGACUAAUGAAAUCAGAAUGAUUGAGAAGAAUCAAACCUGGAAUCUAGUUGAAAGGCCAAAAAACAGGAAGAUCAUUGGCUUCAGUCAAAGGUAUGGAUCAGAUUACCUGGAGACCUUUGCACCAGUGGCCAGGCUUGACACCAUAAGACUGCUAGUUGCCUUAGUAGCACAAAAGCAGUGGAUGAUACAUCAACUCGAUGUAAAAUCAGCAUUUCUUAAUGGAUUCCUUGAAGAGGAGAUUUAUGUUGAGCAACCUCAAGGCUUCAAAGUAAAUGGCAAAGAAGAAAUGGUGUACAAGCUUAACAAAGCCUUGUAUGGCUUGAAACAGGCUCCAAGGGCUUGGUACAGUAGAAUAGAUAGUUAUCUGACAAGUCUGGGAUUCGAAAGGAGCCUCAGCGAGCGAACUCUGUAUGUUAAAUCGACCAAUGCUAAAACUCAUCUAAUUGUGUCACUGUAUGUGGAUGACCUGUUGGUGACAGGAGGAGAUCAAGCUAUGUUGGUUAAUUUUAAAACCAAAAUGCAACAAAUUUUUAAGAUGUCAGACUUGGGGUUAAUGUCUUUCUUCUUAGGCAUGGAAGUGACACAAGGAGAAAAAGGGAUUUGCUUAAGUCAAAGAACUUUUGCUAUGAAGAUUCUCAACAAAUUCUCAAUGCAGAAUUGCAAAGCAACCAGCACACCAGUUGCUGUUGGAGAAAAGCUAUCGAGCCAAGACAAGUAUGAAAAGGUUUGUGAAACAACCUAUAGAAGUUUAGUUCGAUGUUUGCUAUAUUUAACUGCCACUAGACCUGACAUAAUGUAUGCUGUGAGCUUACUCUCGAGGUUCAUGCAUUGCUUAAAUGAAAGUCAUUUUAGAGCUGCAAAAAGGGUCCUAAGAUACAUCAAGGGAACUUUGUCCUAUGGAAUGUUGUUUGCCAAAGCAGAAAAUUUGAAGCUUGUUGGUUACUGUGAUAGUGGCUAG
Gossypium raimondii (Peruvian cotton) is the source of this 2313-nucleotide messenger RNA. RefSeq lists its product as uncharacterized. NCBI's taxonomy places the organism in Eukaryota, Viridiplantae, Streptophyta, Magnoliopsida, Malvales, Malvaceae. The transcript is spliced from 6 exons. The coding region runs from base 1 to 2313 and encodes 770 amino acids. The record is from RefSeq and is a predicted model, not a curated record. Gene Ontology annotation, biological process: DNA integration. Gene Ontology annotation, molecular function: nucleic acid binding.